AUGCCGCUCCACCACAACCUCACCUCGCUCCUCCUGUCCUGUGUUGUGGCUCUGGCCUUUAUCUCCGUGACGGACGCGGCUGACUGCACGUCUGCGCAAAUCGCGGAGCUCUCGGCGCUAAGCAGCAACGUCACCGACGUGUGCGGUAGUGAUGCGCUGUCCGGCGCGACUUCCACAACGGCUUUUUGCUCCGAUAGCUCGUGUUUGGCUUUCCUCACCAGUAUGGUCUCCAGUAUUCCAUCCUGCGAGUUGGAGAGCUACAAUUUACGCACAGUGCUGACCACUGCAAUCCGCUCUUGCGACGCUGCGUCCGACGCUGUCCCAGCAAGUUUCUAUCCACCAAGCAUAAUGGCGGAGCUUUACGCGGAGGUGGCAGAUGAGGAGCAGCGUCUGGCACGCGGACCGUCGCAGCGUCAGUACUGGGACCGCAAAACGUUCUCGUCGUUCGCUGAGCAGCAGCGCGCCAUGGAGCGCUCCAGUACGUUGUACGUGGGCAACCUGUCGUUCUUCACAUCCGAGGCGCAGAUUUACGAGCUAUUCAGCCGCGUGGGGCACGUGAAGCGCGUCAUAAUGGGCCUCGACCGCUUCAAGAAGACACCAUGUGGCUUCUGCUUUGUCGAGUACAGUGCACACGUUGAGGCUGAGGCUUGUUCGCAGUUUUUGAGCGAGACCAAGCUCGACAACCGUGUGGUGCGCUGCGAGAUGGACGGCGGCUUCCGUGAGGGCCGUCAGUUCGGUCGCGGCCUGUCGGGAGGCCAAGUACGAGACGAUAGACGCUCCAAGGACGACUACGACGCCGGGCGUGGUGGCUAUGGACGUGGAGAUGACGCCACAGCCGAUGGCCACCACUUCCGUCGUUCAGCCCAUGUCAAGAGGCCUAGAGAUGACGGCACGGCGGCUGACGAACCGCCUGCCAGUCGCCAGCGACGCCCUGACUCACCCCGAGACGAAAAUAAAGAGGAGGAGAACCCGAGAUUCCGUCACCGUGAGGACGACGCUGACCGAGAGGAUGAAGUUGUGGAACAGCCGACGAUCGAGCGGCCUGUGCAAGAGACAACGGAAGCGUAG
Phytophthora infestans T30-4 is the source of this 1068-nucleotide messenger RNA. Its product is annotated as elicitin-like protein. Gene Ontology annotation, biological process: mRNA cis splicing, via spliceosome. Gene Ontology annotation, cellular component: nuclear cap binding complex; extracellular region. NCBI's taxonomy places the organism in Eukaryota, Oomycota, Peronosporomycetes, Peronosporales, Peronosporaceae. The record is from RefSeq and is a predicted model, not a curated record. Bases 1 to 1068 code for a protein of 355 amino acids. The transcript has 2 exons. Gene Ontology annotation, molecular function: RNA cap binding.